AUGUCUCAUUCUCAAGAUUUUCAACCAAUUUUUGAAUCAAAUAAUAAUCAAAAUAAUCAAAAUACCAAUUUCUUUAAUAAUAAUAAUUCUCCAGAUUAUGAUAAUAUAUCACCAUUAUUAUCCGAUACUUUUAGUUUUUUGAAUGACGAAAUUUUUUUCAAUAAUUAUCAAUUUAAUUUUAAAUCAAAUCAAAUUAAUAAUAUAUCUGAUACAAAUUCAGAUGUAUCAAGUUCAAAUUCAAUAAAUAAUUAUUAUUUCACUACUCCUCAUUCAAAUACUUCAUCAGUUUCAUCAGCUAGUUCAUCAAAUAAUUAUCAAAUAACUCCUAAAAUUCAACAAUCAUCACAAUUUAGUAAUAACAACAACAACAACAACAACAACAACAACAACAACAACAACAAUAAUAAUCAGACGAGAAAUAAUUCAAUUAAUGCAAUUGAUUUAACUUCAUUAACUUUAAAAACUCCAACUACUACCACCAAUAAUACUAGUUCUUCUUCUACUGUUGCUUCGGAAUUAAUUAAUUUAACUCAACCGGAUUUUGAUCUAUCUCCAACAAAUAUAGUAAAUAAUAAAAAUAAGUUUGAAAAUAACGAAAAUAAAGUAUGGAUUAAUGAUAUUGAAGGUAGUACAAUUAAUCCACAACAAUUGAUAAAUCCAAAAUUAUCUACAAGUUUCAGUUCACCUAGUUUAACUACUUUAUUAAAACAGCAACAACAACAAAUACAACCAAAACAACCACCACCAAUAGUUUCAACUCACGAAAGACCAAACAAUAAACAUAAUAGAUCAAUAUCACAUCCACAUUUUUGUUUCAAUGUAGAAUUACCAAAUGAUUUAAAUCAAUUAUUUGAACAACAACAACAACAACAACAGACACACACACAACCAUUAUUACCUAAAAAUAAAUCAAGAUCAUAUUCAUAUACGAAUGGAAUGACAAAUAAUAAUCCGCAAUUGAAUUCUCCAAUUUUGAUCCAGACUGGUAACACUGGGUUUGAACAAAUUGAAGAAAAAGUACCCAAAAAGAGAAGAAAAUCAUCAGCAGCAACAACAACUACAACAACAACAACAAAUACAACUCAGAAAUCAAGUACUACAGGUAAUGCAGCUAAAUCACCAACGAUUUCUCCAACAAGUUCAAAUUCAAAUCAACAAUCUUCAUUUCCAUGUUCAGAUUGCGAAAAACAAUUUAAAAGAUCAGAACAUCUCAAAAGACAUUAUAGAAGUGUUCAUUCUACAAUACGACCUUUUCAUUGUAAAUAUUGUGACAAGAAAUUUUCAAGAAGUGAUAAUUUAGCACAACAUUUAAAAACUCAUUAUAAAGUAGAUUCUCAAGGUCGAAAGACUAUAAUUUAUGGAAAUGUAAGUAAUCAUAAUCGAAAAAAUAAAAAAAAUAAAGAAAAUGAAAAUAAACAACAACAAAACAAGGGAAAAGAAAAUAUUAAUGGUGUUUUAAAUGGUGGUGUUAAUCCUAGUUGA
Molecule: messenger RNA, 1482 nt
Organism: Insectozyma verbasci
Lineage: Eukaryota; Fungi; Ascomycota; Pichiomycetes; Serinales; Debaryomycetaceae
Source: the annotation of a GenBank genome assembly